This is a messenger RNA of Polyodon spathula (Mississippi paddlefish), 1344 nucleotides long. Its product is annotated as protein FAM72A-like. The coding region runs from base 132 to 575 and encodes 147 amino acids. Gene Ontology annotation, cellular component: cytosol. NCBI's taxonomy places the organism in Eukaryota, Metazoa, Chordata, Actinopteri, Acipenseriformes, Polyodontidae. The transcript has 4 exons. The record is from RefSeq and is a predicted model, not a curated record.
ACGCGUUAUUAUUACACAGUUUCUUUUCAGAAUGCAAAUCGAUUGGUAAUCUGCGUGAUACAUCGGUUGCCGUUCGGUGAUUGUUGCUUUAGAUCGGUGCCGACUGGGACUAAUAUCGUGUUUAUACGACAAUGUCAGCCUCGACCUUUAAAAGCAAGUGCGUUUCACUCAUUCACUGCGCGUUCUGCGAAAGCGUCCUGUGCACACGAGGAAUGAAAGCUGCCCUUUUGGCCGAUACUGAAGUUGAGCUCUAUUCGACUGAUAUACCGCCGAACAGCUCGGUUGACUUUGUUGCAAACUGCUAUUCCACAGCAAGCUGCAAAUGCAAACUGAAAGACAUAGCAUGCUUGAAAUGUGGUAACAUUGUUGGGUACCAUGUGGUGGCCCCCUGUAAUCCCUGCCUGCUGUCCUGUAAUAAUGGCCAUUUCUGGAUGUUUCACAGUGCAACUGUGUCUGCUACUAGCAGGCUGGACUCAUCAGGAUCAAAACUUCUGCUUUGGGGAGACCUGCCUGACACUGAGGAGAGCGACGACGAAGGGAUAGACAGUCUGUCUGAAGAGGAAUGUAUCAGAUAGAAAGAUGAUACUUCAGUGUGGAGACCUCUGAUAUUGACACAUCCAUCGAUUACACUGUGAGAUGCAUAUGAACUUGAGUUGUAAUGCUACCUGAUCUGGUAGCUAACGAAACGUUGAUAUUGCUUCGUGCUUCUCCGUCAUUAUUUCCAAAUCAAUCAAACGUCCAAAUAAAUCAUCCAUCCAUAAAAGAAAAUGCAGUCAGUUACAUCCUCAAUCGUUAAACGGCAGGAGAGUCCUGCUGAUGUGAAACUCUGUAUUAGUCUGCCCCAGCUGGCAUUACAGUACAAUAUUGAGAUUGCUCUGAUCUGUUCUUGAUAGGCGGUAUACCUGUUCCACGAGAGGGAUUAUAUGGUAUUUCUGUAGUGGUUUAUAUCUGCAAGGCAAUCGACUUGAAACGUUGUUGCGUUUUUUUAAUAAGUUACACAGUCAUUGGAUUUUAUAUAAUGUACAGGAAGGACAGAUAUUUUUUAUUAUUGAGAUUCCCCCUUUCAUCUUUUUUACCUUGUGGUUCAGAUUAACAUUCAGCUGCUGUCCACAACGCUGUCGGCAGUCUGAAGGUUGAUAUCUAAAGUGGUUACUUUAUCCCUGAAAGGGAUUGGAAACCAAACAGACAAAAGGAUACUGUGUUAGAAUUGCACUGGAAGUUCAAGGUCCCACAAUUGAAAAGGAAACGAGUUUUAGAGUUCUUGUGGUUCUUUCUUACUAGGUUGAAGAGUAAUUUAACUUUGAAUUAAAACAAGACAUGUAUUAUAAGUUACUUAUUGCACAG